AUGUGGUUCCAACUGUUUGUACUCACUGCUUUUGCUCAACUAAUUACGGCGGCACCAACAAACGAUGGUCAACGCGUCAUCAACGGCACCGAUACUACAAUCGAGGAAUAUCCGUUUAUGCUGUCACUUCGGAGUUCGGGCGGAGGCCACAGCUGCGGAGGUAGCAUUUUAAGCAGCAACUGGGUCAUGACAGCCGCCCAUUGUGUAAAUCUUCUCAGCACUCCUAGUUUGCAAUCUAUUCAAGUUGGACGAACGAAUAUCAGCAGGUUAAUUGAUGACUCGGUGUUCAAAAUAGAGCUAGUUAUUCAGCACCCGGGCUACGAUCCAUCAAAUAGUUAUGUUAACGACAUCGCCUUGUUGAAACUGGUAACUCCCUUGGUAUUCAGUGAAGCGAUUCAGCCGGUGACUCUGCCUAAGCCAUACUUCGAGGUGGACGAAGCGGAUCUAGGGGUUACCCUUAUUGGCUGGGGUUUGAAUGACGAUGGAGUUAUUCCCAGUACUCUACAGAAGGUGGACUACUACAUAGUUCCGAACGAGAAGUGCAACGAAAUCCAUAGUAGCAACAUCUACCCGAGUCAAAUUUGUGCAGCCGAGCCUGAUGGUGGCAAGGGGCAGUGCAAUGGUGAUUCUGGAGGUCCAUUGAUUCACCAAGGAGUUCAAGUGGGCAUCGUCUCUUGGAGCAUUAAGCCUUGCACGAUUGCACCAUAUCCAGGAAUAUUGACCAAAGUAUCCCAUUAUAUCGAUUUCAUUUAUGAGAACACUGACCUAAAACCGGAUACAGAGGAAGUUGAGUAG
Messenger RNA from Sabethes cyaneus, 795 nucleotides. Its product is annotated as chymotrypsin-1-like. The coding region runs from base 1 to 795 and encodes 264 amino acids. The record is from RefSeq and is a predicted model, not a curated record. The transcript is spliced from 3 exons. Gene Ontology annotation, biological process: proteolysis. Lineage: Eukaryota; Metazoa; Arthropoda; Insecta; Diptera; Culicidae. Gene Ontology annotation, molecular function: serine-type endopeptidase activity.